UAUAUGUCUCAUCCCACUGCAGCCAUGCCCUCUGUUUCUGGUGCUGCAUCCUUGGAAGAAGUUCCUUCUCCUUGCACAUCUGCAGCUAACCCAACAAAUGCAGAAGUCACUUGUGCUACAGCAGCUGUGAACAGUUGUAACAGGUUAUCUGCUGAUGGUGAAGAUAAGGAUGAAUCAUUCACUGAGACUCAGCUGGAGAACACAGACGAGACUCCCGAUGAGACGAAGUGGCUCCGUCCUGAUUUGCCCAGCAGAUGUACUUGGAAGCUGGGUGCGCCCAUGUCAGAGUCGCCUCAUAGCCACUCAGCACACACCAAGCCCUCCGGCAUCCUCUCCAGCAUCCUUGAGAAAAUUGGACACACACCUCUGGUUCGCUUGAACAAAAUCCCCAAAGAGUUUGGGCUCAAGUGUGAUAUCUUGGCCAAGUGUGAGUUCUUCAAUGCAGGAGGCAGUGUGAAAGACAGGAUCGCCCUGUGCAUGGUGGAGGACGCCGAGAGAGCCGGGGUCCUUAAACCAGGAGACACCAUCAUCGAGCCCACCUCUGGAAACACGGGUAUUGGCCUCGCCCUCAUAGCUGCAGUAAAAGGCUACCAUUGCAUCAUUGUGAUGCCUGAGAAGAUGAGCAUGGAGAAGGUAAGUGCAUGUCCUGCAAGCUCUCUCUCACCCACAGCUGCAGCUUUUGAUUCACCAGAGUCUCAUAUACGUACGGCGUGGCGCCUGAAGAACGAGAUCCCCAACUCGCACAUCCUCAACCAGUAUGGCAAUUCAAGCAGCCCCCUGGCUCACUACGACACCACGGCUGAGGAGAUACUGGAGCAGUGCGAUGGUCAGUUGGACAUGUUGGUGGCUGGAGUCAGCACAGGCGGCACGCUUACUGGUGUUGCUCGAAAGUUAAAGGAAAGAUGUCCAAAUGUCAAAGUAGUCGGUGUGGAUCCUGAAGGCUCUAUUCUGGAAGGCUCAGAAGGGAAGAAUAAAAAGUUUCCAUUUGAAGUGGAGGGAAUCGGCCUUGACUUCAUCCCCACCACGCUGGACAGAUCUUGUAACGACUCACUAAACCACAGGGAGGGAGUAUUGGCACAGGUAGACCAGCUGUGCAGCUCUCUGUAUAUUCAGUUCCUCCUGGACACACAGAUUGUAGGAGCGUCAUCCUUCUGA
Neolamprologus brichardi is the source of this 1155-nucleotide messenger RNA. The record is from RefSeq and is a predicted model, not a curated record. Lineage: Eukaryota; Metazoa; Chordata; Actinopteri; Cichliformes; Cichlidae.